Messenger RNA from Cyphellophora europaea CBS 101466, 1941 nucleotides. RefSeq lists its product as uncharacterized. The coding region runs from base 1 to 1941 and encodes 646 amino acids. Lineage: Eukaryota; Fungi; Ascomycota; Eurotiomycetes; Chaetothyriales; Cyphellophoraceae. The transcript has a single exon. The record is from RefSeq and is a predicted model, not a curated record.
AUGCCUCUCCGACUCACAACGCUCAGUUCGGGCGAUAUUUGCUCGCUGACCGAAGUUUUGCAGCUCAACCCCAACGAUACAGACCCAAUCCAUUACAACAAUCGCAUUGCCGCCCUCAUCGAGGCUUUGCCCAGCAGAUUGAAGUCGAAUGGCUUCCUCAACCGCAUCACCAAGCCAGCACUGCCAGCAAGAUCACGAAUGCUUGAUCCGCUUGAUCAACGCGGACCACUAUGCCCAAUGCAUCACAAGCUCGAUGCUAGCAUGGUACAGAAAGUAUUCACUCUUCUGGCUCUGGAGGUUGGCCAUCAUCUGAAUCAUGUUGCCCGUCAUUGUCAUCUUCUGACUGGAGAGCAGCAAAAAUUGAUCUCUCGACUUCGCGCUUUGCAUGCUAUCUGGUAUCAACCAGAACAGUACGAGAGGUUCUUUCUUGAACCAUCCAAAGAUACCAGAUGGACGUAUCAGGGCAACAAGUGCGCUGCCUGUACUCUUGCACGGAUUGCUGGCAAUCUAGACGCCCUCCUAGACUUACUCUGUGCCGUAUCAAGCCGGACUUCGUCUAACGAAAAGCACAAGCAGCCCAGACUGUACGACUGGCUGGUGGCCUGGAUUGAGAACCACGGAGAAGCUCUUGAGGAACGCGGCCGUGAAAAGUUGCAGGUGCUUGUUCAGGACGUUUGGAACCGAUCGUUUGCCUUGAAACAGAAGAGAAAAGAGUUUUCAAAGGCCCGGAAGGAAUUCAAGCAAGGCGUGGGAUCUGAUGCGAAGGGUGAAGCUGUCGAACCACAGGAAGGCGCGAACAUCCAGAUGUAUGAUCAUUUCGAUGAUGAUCAGCUCGAGAGUGUCAAUGUCCAUACCGCUCUAAUGAGUACGCCACACCUGCCUGACAUGGCGCGCUUCCAUCAAGAGGAAAGUCAGCGGUCUGGACGCGACGAAUCAAACCUUGCUCCACCACGCGCAUCUGCUGUUAGUCGAACACGUUCAACAAGACGGGAUCAGAAGACAUAUGGAGGAAAUCAUAGCCCCGCCAGCCCCCUCACAGCACGACCCGAAGAAUACACACCACCAAGAGCCCGGUGGCGAACAUCCGACGAUGCAGCAAAGUCGUACGCCAACGUGAUUGGGAAGACUAACCCCUUCGCCACGCGCAAUACAGUCCGCGACCCGAUGCCUAACCCCAAAGCUGCAAAGCCUACCAACCGCAACCAGAAACCGUCGCCUUCUACACGUGCCAGCACAAGCCCAGAAUCCGUCUGGACAGAUUGUGAGCCCCAAGCGACGGCCAAAUCCUCCUUGUCCUCGCUCUUCGAAAAGUACGCCAACUACGGCGGCCUUCCUGACGGCCCAGACCUUUCGAAGCCACCAUCAGCACGGGGCACAGCUCUUGACAAUGACAGAACACCAACCAAAGCACCACCUGCCACGGACCUACCACUCCGCCGCCACGCCACCACCGCCCAAGACAAGCACCACCGCAAGCAACUCGACCCCAACGAAUUGCUCAAGCGCGCUGCAAGCACCAGCACAGCGCCUCGAGAACGACAUACUCACAAUGCUGCUGGUGCUGGUGCUGCUAGACGCACCACCGAACGGCCCGCAUCCGUCCACCAGCCCGAUACGCGCCCCUCGUCAUCACUGAUCGGCAAGCACAAACAUGACAGAGAUAAACCCACCAGCACCGCCAAAAAGAGUCCAUCCGCCGUCACCGAAAAGGAUGAAGCAGUCACGUGCUGGGACGAUGUCUGGCGGGACGACGUGCUGAAGAAGCCAGAGAAUAAGUUCUACAAGGACAGACUUGAGCGUGAGGAGGCUAGGUGGCGCAGGGAGAAGCGGGAAGGUGGUGGUGGUGGGGAACCUAAGAGGAAGGAGAGCCGUCGUGGCGCGGAGAAGCGGGAAGAUGAACGUCGGGGGAAGAGGCGACAUGGUGAGGAGCGGAAGAGGUAG